Scatophagus argus is the source of this 8175-nucleotide messenger RNA. RefSeq names its product NLR family, CARD domain containing 5 (gene nlrc5). Gene Ontology annotation, molecular function: protein binding. Lineage: Eukaryota; Metazoa; Chordata; Actinopteri; Scatophagidae. The coding region runs from base 370 to 6195 and encodes 1941 amino acids. The transcript has 56 exons. The record is from RefSeq and is a predicted model, not a curated record.
CAUUGGGGAGCCUGGCAUGACCGCAGUAUAAUCAGCCUGGCUAAUCUGCUUUCCCUGUGUGAAACCCGUGCUAUUCGGUGCACAUGUUCCUCUGUGUCGCCCUCGUACACUCAAGCUCAUAAUUUCUGAAGUGAACAAGUCUUCUGAUGAAAAGUCACUUUAUACGAAAGUGUCAGAAUUUACUCGUUACGCUGAUAACUCCGGAGUCCCAUGCAUAAUUAAAGAAACGAAACCAAAACUAUGAGGUCCAUUUGGUUUCGUUUUAAAAGAAACGUUUCCCUGGUGCAGAGACGCAGUCUGUACUUGUUGCCAGAGUCUGCCUCUGUGUUUAUGUUUGUUUGUUUGUGUAAAAGCUGAUGGAGUCUGAUCAUGGAUGAGGAGGAUGACACUGAGGAAAAUGUGAACUCCAUCCUGGCUCAGGAAUCCUCGGAACUCCUCACCAUCCUUAGCUGUCAGUCAUCUACAGUCAUCAUGAGCUUGUACCAAAUGAUGCCCAGUAAUAUGAAGCAGGACAUCAACUAUCCGGCGUCUUCUGCAGCAGCCCUAACAGAACCCAUCAAAGCCAUGUUAGAGUAUUUCAGGGAGGCCAGUGCUGCAGACUGCUCCCACUUCCUUCAGAGCGUGUGUAUGUUGUGUGAGAACAUCCCCAUGCACCUGGAGUCGAGGCUCAUGUCAGUGGCUGGGUAUGCAAACACUGAUGUGAUUCAGUUUCCUACCACGGAAACGACCACACUGCGAAACACAGAUGAAAAUUCCAGUCCAAGUCGAACAGAUGAGAAGUUGUCAUUGCCGCUCUCUCCGCAUCAGCUUGUCAAACGCCCACGGAUUGACCAUUGGGAGCAGUAUCUGGUUGCAGUGGUGAGUUUACAGCUGAGCAGGUGGGAGCGUCUCAGUGAGCGCCUGGUGAGAGAGGUCUCUCUGGACAAUGUGUGGGUUAGCCUAAGAAUGGCAAACAGAGGCAGGGACAGACCUGAUCAAACCCCUUGUUCAGUAGACCGAGGAAGCAGAACACCAGAGCCUGAUGGGGAUUAUGGAUUCAUGGAUACCAAAAUGACAUUGGAGACAUUCCUCCAGGGAUGUAAAGGAAAGGUGGCAGUCCUCUUUGGCCAGUCUGGAUCAGGAAAAACUCUGCUAAUGUCAAGUUUAGGACAUCAGUGGGCACAUGGAUUAGGCCCUAUCCCUUCAUCGUUCCUGUUUGUCCUGCUAGAGUUCCGUCAACUCAACUGCGUCUCCCGCCCUAUCUCCCUGUCUGAGCUGCUAUUCCAACACUAUCUUCCUCCAAUAGGGGGAGACAAUGAGAAGCAGAGAGUCAUCUUGGAUUACCUCCUUUCUAACCCAGAGCAAAGCUGUUGGGUGUUUGAUGGCUACGAUGAGUUUCACAGCAAACUCACCAGACAAGAGGUUUGCAAGGGGCUGUUGGACCCAGAGCACCCUCGGCCUGUUGCAGAUCUCAUCUCAGGGUUGUUGAAUCGUCAGCUUCUUCCGGGAUGUACCGUGGUGGUCACCUGUCGAGCCACAUGUCGUGAUUUAGAAGGCAUAUCAGAUAAAAUGGGGCAGCUGCUGGGGUGGGACUACCAUGACAUCAAGGAGUAUGUACGCAACUUCUUUGAAGUAAAAGGUCACGCAGCCAACAGAGGUCUUGAGGAGCAAGCAGUUGAUCUUCUUCUUUCCACUCGACACCUCCUGGCUAUGUCAUCCAUCCCUGGCCUCUGCAACAUGUGCUGUAUCUGUUUGAGUCAUUUACUGCAGGAAGGAAGCAACACAAGAAGCGUGCAGGUGCCAGAAGAAAGAGGAAGUGAGACAAGGAAAAAAAACCCAAAAAAGGAAGAUAAAGGACUGCAGAUGGCAGGAGGAGGAAGAGGAGAAGAGGGGAAUGGAAGAGGGAGUCUUGCUCAAGGGGGAGAUCAAGAAGGAAGAAGACGAAUUAAAGACACAAUGAUAGAUGUAACAAAUGGUAGAGCCCAGCCACCUCUCACACAAGCCGAGAUACCCUCCACCCUUACUCAGGUCUACCUCACUGUUCUUGUUGCUUUUCUGAGCUGUGAUCCCCUUCAAAGAGGAAGAAAAGAUGCGCCAAAGACAAUGACAACCCAACAGAGUACUGUGUACACGUUGAGUCAGUAUCGAUAUGAAUUGUGUGAGCUGAGCCAUCUGGCCUGGACAGGCUUAGAAAGCAACAAGAUCCUCUUCAUGGAAGAAGACAUUUCUCCAGAUGUUUUGAAGUUUUCAGUCAUGACAGGGCUCUUCUCUCAGGUGGAACUCAGGCGUGAGGACGGAACACUGGCCAACUCCUACUGCUUCAUUCAUUUGACUUUGCAGGAGUUUUUGGCCGCACUCAGGAUCAUGACCAGCAAGGAUGUUGAUGAUAUGCAGCUCAAGAAGAGAUUCAGUCUGAAAACCCGCUGGACAACCAAGUCAGACCAGAGGACACUCUUUGACUCCCUGUACCUGUAUGUAUGUGGUCUUGCUUCCCAACAAUGCACAUCAGCCUUAAUUCAAUUAGCCAAGACCUCCGAUGGAACAGAAUGCCAAAAGUGGGUCCAAAAACGACAAGCCCUUGUUCUAAAGCUGUUAAAAAACCUGGGUCACAGCAACACUCUGACUGGACCAAAGGUAUUGGAGCUCUGCCACUGUAUCCAGGAGAGCCAGGACCACCGAUUGGCUCAGUUGGUUGUGGGUACAAGACCCACACUGGAGCUGCGCAACAUCCGGCUGUUACCUAAUGAUAUUGAUGCUUUGGCUUUUGUAGUUAACUCAGUAUGUGAUAAAUACAUUGGACUGGACUUUGGAGCAUGCUCAAUGGAGUUGGAGUGUUUAGAUGUCCUGCCCAGGUGUCGGUACAUCCACUACCUCUGUUUUCGCAGCCGCAAGUAUGGUGACAAGUUUGCUGAGAAGUUGUCUUCCAUUUUGCCAAAAUUCACAGCCCUGAGAAAACUUGAGUUUUGUGGUGCCAGUCUGACUGCCACGGGAGCAGCUUGUUUUGCCUCUGCUCUACAGAACUGUCCACACGUCACUGAAAUAAAUUUGAGUGACAACAAUCUGAAAGACGCCGGUAUCAAACACAUAGUUGAUGUUUUCACCAAGCUACCAAGACUGGCCUCAGUAAUACUGGGUCGAAACAACAGCUCUCUGACAGCACUGAAUUAUCUCCUGGACAAAAUGUCUUCAUGUUCAAACAUCCAGCACAUUCAUGCAGAUGGGAUGAAGGAAAUGACAGUAACGUUUUCCCAAAACUCAGAUUUGAACUGCAAUAAACCUACGGUCAGCUUGUUAAACCAGAAAUGGAGCAAGCCUGAGAUGGAAAAACUUGCAGAGUCAUUGACAGGUUGUCCUGCCUUGUCUGUCCUGGAUCUGUCUGGAGGCCAGUGGGAUGUGGAAACUCUGAGGACACUGAUUGUGUUUUUGCCAAGGUUCAACAUAACCCAAAAAAUCAUUGCAAAUGACAGCUGUUCAUCAGUUGAAGGUUUGGUGAUCCUGACUGGUGUGCUGUCUGCCUGUUCUGCUGUGAUGGAGCUUCAUAUCAGACUACAGAGUCCUAUUCAAGCGUCUAUAGUGUUCCCCGGAGGGAGAGAAAAACCUGCUGAUGACAGAUCUAAAUUGCUCUGUCUGAGCUCCUGCGGUCUGCUGCCUGCCCAUCUUGAGAGAGUGUGGAAGAGUUUGGGAACCUCGUCUGAUCUCACGUUGUUAGAUCUGUCAGGCAACAGGUUAGGCAACAAAGGUCUGAGGAAACUCUUGGACGUCCUGCCUCAUCUGAAUAACAUCCGGGAGAUCAACGCGAGUAACAAUGGAAUCAGCAUGGAAGGAGUGAUGAUGCUGGCUGGUGCUUUGUGUUAUCAUAGCAGCUUAACACAAAUUCACAUCAGUCAUGGAAACAAAGGGCAGGUGAUCCUGGAGUUCUCCCCAAACCAAAGCCAUGCCAAACAGCAGCUGAAGAUAUUCAGGAUAAACAACAGCAGCCUCCUUCCAUCUAAUGUAACCACACUGUGUAGAAAAUUGGUCCAGUGUCCCUCCCAUUUGGAGUUAGAUUUGUCUCACAACUCAGUGACAGGCGAGGCUAUUGAGAAUCUGCUGAAGGUUCUGCCGAAGAUGACGUCGCUAAAGAGUCUCAAUGUCAGCCACAGCAUCUCGUCAACAGCUGAAGCACUGAUGUUGUUCAAGUGCUUGACUGUCAGUCAGAGAGUGACGUCAGUGGAACUCAGACCACAUACUGAAUCCUUCAUCCAUUUUGACAGUGUGAAAACAAAACACACCAGCUGCAGGUUAACCCAUUUGAGCUUGAAUGGUGAUGACUUGGAGAGACUGCUUGAAAUCCUGCAGCAGGGUCCCCACCUAUCUGACCUGGAUUUGUCAAGUAACCAGCUGGAAGAUAAAGGAGUGAAGCGCUUUUUGAAUUCUCUACGAGAGCUUAAAAUCACCAGCUAUGUCAAUUUAAGCAAAAAUAGCCUGACCAUAGAGGGCCUGUUGGAUGUAGCCAGCACUCUGUGUACCUGUGAAAACGUCUCUGGUGUGGAAGUCGGCUUGGGAGCAGAGGAAAGAUGUCUCAUCUGGUUUACACAACAUGAAGGCUGUGAAAAAACUCUGAGCAUCAGAGAUAGUAGUUUGGAACGUGCCCAUAUGGUCAGAUUAGCAGAGAUUGUGUCUGUCUGUCCCAGCCUGACCAAACUGGAAAUGAAGAACAAUUUUGUGCAGUCAGAUUGGAUUGAAGACUUUUUGAAAUUGCUGAACAGCAGUGAACGAGAAUUCAGUGUCAGUGUGGAGGAGUGUUGGAUCAAUUCUGAGGAAGCUGUUAAUUUGGUGUGUCGAUGUCUGGACCUCAACAGCAACAUACACGCUAUCAAGGUUUACCAAACCACGCUGCACCUGUCUUUGAUGAAGUCCACUGAACUCACUCCAGUCAGUUGUGACUCUGCAGAUCUGACUCCAUCCAUGGCCACAAAGAAAAUUGGCCUUGUGCACUGUGCAGUAGAGGGGAACCAGCUUGCAUCAAUGAAGAGCAUCAUCAAGAAGUGUCCUUUACUGACAGAGCUGGAUUUCUCCCACACUAGACUUGAUCAAGGCGGCGCUGAGUUUCUCUGUUCUGUUCUGCAUUCGCUGCCAAAUCUCACUUCUCUCAGUGUUGCUUCCAAGGUGCCUUGUGUGAUGGAGAAUCUCGCCGAGGCCUUGCUGCAGGUUCCGUCCAUUCAGUGCUUAAAUCUGUCAGGUCAUGUGAUUGCUGACACUGCAGCUCAGAUCUUGACCAGUUUGCUGCCCCGUCUGCGAUUAGUCAACUUGUCUCAUUGUGUCUGGUCAGUGACUGGUGGGCUGAACCUCAUCAAAGCACUGGGAGAGUGUACCAGUCUGGAAGGCCUUUGUCUGGAUUAUUUGCAGUUGAAUGAGGAGAGCAGGAUUUGUCUGGCACAGUCACUAAGGAAUAUCAACUCAAUACGCAGUCUCAAACUAAACAAGAUUUCAGUAGUGGAUCAAUCGGGAGCAAACGGUGUGUUAGAUCUCCUUGCUGCUAUAGAGGGACUCACAAGAAUGGAAGAAAUAGAGUUGGACAGCUGGAUGAUGGCUGAUGAAGGAAUAGAGCAGCUGACUAGAGUCCUUCCUGUGUGGACGGGGCUCAGAAAGAUCAGCCUUUCUACGAACCUUAUCAGUGACCAAUCAGGAGACAAACUGGUGGAAACUUUGAAGAGCUGUAUUUCCCUGGAAGAGCUUCAUGUGUCUGGUAACAGUCUGGGUGAUCUUACUGCUGCCAGGAUGGCUCUUGUCCUACCAUCACUGACACACAUCACUGUGUUGGACAUUUCAUUAAACCAAAUUGGAAAUAAAGGGUCAGUGAGUCUGUCCAAAGCAAUAAUGUGCAUGAAGAACCUCACCAAGAUUAAUCUGACCUCUGUUGGAACUUCAGAGCUGUGUGAUGUAGCUGCCAGUCUGGCCCACUGUGCCCUCAUACAGGAUGUGGGUCUGGGAUGGAAUAGUUGCGGUGAUAAAGUUGCAGUGGAGUUGGCUCGAGUUAUGCCUCUCUGUCAGAAGUUAACCACAAUAGAUCUGGAGUCAAACUGUCUGACUGUUGUUGGAGCAGAAGCCCUGGUUAGAGGCUUACAGUCGUGUCCUGCUCUGCAGCUCAUCAGGCUGUGGAAAAACCAGAUCUCUCCCAGAGAAGCACAAAGUCUCAGUCUAAAGGACAGGAGGAUGAAUUUCUCAUUCACCUAAUCAAAAUUGUUUGACACUGGCUGUGAGAAACGUUUUCAUCCCUUUUGGUAUUUCCCUGAAAUGUCUUGAUUUGUCUGGAGCUGCUUUAGGUAAUAAUGAGUGUACAUGAGUGUCUUAAAGGUUUAUUUUUUAGGAAAGAAAACAUUUAUUUUUGAUCUUGUUUAAAUGUAUGACUAUGCACUAUUUGGCCUCCAGUGUCGCCAUGGUGAACUGGUAUAAUUAGCUGACAGUGUCCCUGUUUUGACGGUCCAGGCUGGGAUCCUGCUGUGGGUGUGAUAUGAAUGUAUCGUCCUGAGGUGUUGUGCUGCAGCUGGUGUGUCACUACUUGAUUGACACAUCUUCUCUUGGUUGUCUGGACAGCCGCUGGACAGGACACACAGACAGCCCUCUUCCUAUUAUGUUUCAUAUGUUUCUUUAUGCUAUGAUCAGUUCAAACUAGACAAUAUGGCUGGAUAAGGACAGAAAGUACAGUAUUAAAACAAUACUGAUGACAGACAGGUAUUAUAAGUAACUGUGGGAAUUUUCAGAAUGACCAAAAUAAGCAUUAAUCUUAUGGAAAUUAUUGGUAAUAUAAUCACUAGUACAAAUUAAGAUUCACUAAACCUAAAGAGUCCCAUUUGGGAUAUUAGAAGAAUAUUAUAGAGAGCUGAAAUGAUAAAAAAAAAAGUCAGCUGUAAACUAAACUAAACUCAAACUUUUGUAUUACUUUUUACAUUGAUACAAUACUGUAGUGACACAAAAUGCCCAGCAGAUGACUUGUAUAUACAUGGAAAUGGAUUUGAUUAAGUAAGCCACUUACAAAACAAGAUAGCAAUGUGUUUAAUUAAGACAUCUCCUUAUUUUUAGGAAGACAACCCGUGUCUCAAUUUGCAGCUGUUUCCAAAUAUAAUUCAUCUAGCUGGAGGCUGUGAGAUGUUAGCAGUGAACUGGUUGAAGGACAGCUCACAAAGCUCAUUGUUUUGGAUCAUCCUCAGCUUUUCUGUGUUGUUACUGUCCACUUUGCACAUACAGUCACUGCUGUUUUUGCUCAACAAAUCUGCUGUGACCCUGGAGGCCAAGGUGAUAAUGAAAAUGAUUGCUGUAUGUAUAUAACUUUUGACACACUCACUUUGCACUGUAAUGUGUUUACAAUAUUUGAGGCCACAUAAGUGAAAACACAGCAAAUCACAAACUCACAGUACUGGAAGAGCUGAGGGAGAACCUCGCUCUGGUUUUUGCUCUUAAAGGGACAGUUUACCUUAAAAUCAGUCAUACAUAUUUUCCUCUUACCUGUACUGCUAUUUAUCCAUCUAGAUUUGAAGGAAGCAUACAUUUACUCAUGGAUGAAAGGCUAGCGAACUAAGCUGGCUAAUGUUGCAGCUCAGCCAUGGAGGAUGCCAUUAAUGUUUGCAUCCUGCUGUAUCAUGAGCCUCUCAAUAAGUAGACAUUUCCUUUUGCAUGGUUGCUAUCGAGUUUUUCAGAUGUGUUUGAAGUGCCAUAUAGUUCUAUUAUAUUAAAAAGAAUGUAGACAUUUUUACAUGCAAUCUCUCCAAAACUCCAAAACAAUCUAGAUAGGGGAAAAAACACUCCAGUUAAGAGGAAAAUAUAUAUUUUUGAUUUUGGGGUGAAGUCUCCCUUUAAGCACAUUUUAGGUUGUGGUCUCUAUCGAGUUUCCGUAUUUAUUUCUGUUGUUAUCAAGGAAAGAAAUCACUUUUUUGUUUUAAACUUAUUUAUUUUGAUGCAAUUAUUAGUGUCUACAUUUAACUUUAAGAGUGUAAUAGUUAAGUUGAACAAGAUAUAUUGUGUAUGUUUUGUGGCAGAAGAGGGGAAACGGCACAUGCUACCGUUACCUGUUGUGCUGAUAAUGAAAAAUUAAUGCACCUUAUUUCCUCUCCUAUUUUUUUGUGUAUUAUUUACAUUCUCACGUGAAAAAUGCCUUUUAAUUUGACAUUCAUUCUGACUUGAACUGAGAUUUCAGCUGAGAAUAAAAGAGUACCUUCA